This is a messenger RNA of Tauraco erythrolophus (red-crested turaco), 1797 nucleotides long. The record is from RefSeq and is a predicted model, not a curated record. Lineage: Eukaryota; Metazoa; Chordata; Aves; Musophagiformes; Musophagidae.
AUGGCUGAGAACGUGCUGGCAGAGCAUAACAACGAAAUGGUGGAGCUACAGAGGAUACGAAUGAAAGAUGAAAUUCGAGAGUACAAAUUUCGAGAGGCCAGACUCCUACAGGACUACACCGAGCUUGAGGAAGAAAACAUCACUUUGCAGAAACUGGUGUCCACACUGAAACAGAAUCAAGUUGAAUAUGAAGGCUUAAAGCAUGAGAUUAAACGAUUUGAGGAGGAGACAGUGUUGCUUAAUAGUCAGCUGGAAGAUGCCAUCCGGCUGAAGGAGAUUGCUGAGCAUCAGCUGGAGGAAGCUCUGGAAACUUUAAAAAAUGAAAGAGAGCAAAAGAACAAUCUGAGGAAGGAACUUUCCCAGUAUAUCAACCUCAAUGAUAGUAUGUAUAACAACCAUAUUAAUAUAUCAGUAGAUGGAUUGAAGUUUGCAGAGGAUGGAGGAGAGCCCAACAAUGACGACAAAAUGAACGGACAUAUCCACGGGCCUCUCGUGAAACUCAAUGGUGACUACCGAACUCCCACGGGUAGGAAAGGAGAAUCUCUGCACCCCGUCUCUGACCUCUUCAGUGAGCUCAACAUAUCUGAAAUACAGAAACUGAAGCAGCAACUCAUGCAGGUGGAAAGAGAGAAGGCCAUUCUCCUGGCCAACCUGCAGGAGUCUCAGACACAGCUGGAACACACCAAGGGAGCCCUGACCGAGCAACACGAGCGAGUCCACAGGCUCACGGAGCACGUCAACGCCAUGAGGGGCCUGCAGAGCAACAAGGAGCUGAAAGCUGAGCUUGACUGUGAGAAGGGCCGAGACCCCGGCCAGGAAGCACACGACUACGAAGUGGACAUCAAUGGCUUGGAGAUCCUAGAAUGUAAAUACAAAGUAGCUGUUACUGAGGUGAUAGACCUUAAAGCAGAAAUCAAAGCCUUAAAGGAGAAAUACAAUAAAUACGUGGAAAACUACACAGAAGAGAAGGCCAAGUACGAGAGCAGAAUCCAGACGUACGAUGAACAGGUGACAAACCUGGAGAAGUCGACAAAGGAAAGCCAGGAAAAAAUGGUCCACAUGGAAAAGGAAUUGCAAAGGAUGACAAGCAUAGCAAAUGAAAACCAUAAUACCCUCAACACCGCCCAGGACGAGCUGGUGACAUUUAGCGAGGAGCUGGCUCAGCUCUACCAUCACGUCUGCCUGUGCAACAACGAGACACCAAACAGGGUCAUGUUGGACUAUUACAGGCAAAGCAGAGUCACCCGCAGCGGCAGCCUGAAAGGACCGGACGACCCUCGAGGGCUCCUUUCCCCGCGGCUCACCAGAAGAGGGGUGGCAUCACCCGUAGAAGCCAAGACCCCGACCGAGCAGGUGACAAAAGAGGCCACGGAGCCUGGCAAGGAGCAGAGCCCGACGAAAACACCUACUAUUUCUCCUGUCAUCACAGCCCCUCCUUCCUCCCCUGUCUCUGAUACCAGUGACAUCCGCAAAGAGCCGAUGAACAUCUACAACCUCAAUGCCAUAAUAAGGGACCAAAUCAAGCACUUGCAGAAGGCUGUCGAUCGGUCGCUGCAGCUGUCGCGCCAGCGUGCCGCGGCUCGGGAGCUGGCGCCCAUGAUCGAUAAGGACAAGGAGGCCUUAAUGGAAGAGAUACUGAAACUGAAAUCACUCCUGAGUACAAAGCGGGAGCAGAUCGCAACCCUGAGAGCGGUGCUGAAAGCCAACAAGCAGGACCAGCUCGAUAAUGGUAUUGAUUUUGAUUUCUAAUAACAUUCAGAAAGCAAAGCCGCCUAUAAGGGGAAAUUAAUAUCCUGA